Molecule: messenger RNA, 947 nt
Organism: Zalophus californianus (California sea lion)
Lineage: Eukaryota; Metazoa; Chordata; Mammalia; Carnivora; Otariidae
Gene: VPS28
Product: VPS28 subunit of ESCRT-I
Exons: 10
Coding region: 258-923 (221 amino acids)
Biological process (GO): protein transport to vacuole involved in ubiquitin-dependent protein catabolic process via the multivesicular body sorting pathway
Cellular component (GO): ESCRT I complex
Molecular function (GO): protein-containing complex binding
Source: RefSeq, a predicted model, not a curated record
GGGGUGUGCGUGUGCGCAAGCGCAGAUGGGGGGCGCGUGUGCGCAGGCGCAGGCGUGAAGGCGAGCGCCGAGCGGUCGAUCCGGAGCGCCGCAGCGCGGCGCCGUCUCCCCGACCGGCCGAGCCCGCCCAGGCAUUCCUCAUCUGACUGCUGAGGGCAGGGAAACUCUCCGUGAGGCCCAGGAGUGUUAGGGGUCACCUUUGAGUUAGCACUGGCUCUACUCCUUAGGUCUUUGCUGUGGCCACCUGAGCCUGCAGGAUGUUUCACGGGAUCCCAGCCACUCCGGGCAUGGGAGCACCUGGAAACAAGCCCGAGCUCUAUGAGGAAGUGAAACUGUACAAGAACGCCCGGGAGCGGGAGAAGUAUGACAACAUGGCGGAGCUGUUUGCAGUUGUGAAGACAAUGCAGGCUCUGGAGAAGGCGUACAUCAAGGACUGCGUCACCCCCAACGAGUACACUGCAGCCUGUUCCCGGCUCCUGGUCCAGUACAAAGCCGCCUUCCGGCAGGUUCAGGGCGCAGAAAUCAGCUCCAUUGAUGAAUUCUGCCGCAAGUUCCGUCUGGACUGCCCACUCGCCAUGGAGAGGAUCAAGGAGGACCGACCUAUCACCAUUAAGGAUGACAAGGGCAACCUGAACCGCUGCAUUGCCGAUGUUGUCUCGCUCUUCAUCACAGUGAUGGACAAACUGCGCCUGGAGAUCCGUGCCAUGGAUGAGAUCCAGCCUGACCUGCGGGAGCUGAUGGAGACGAUGCACCGCAUGAGCCACCUGCCCCCUGACUUCGAGGGCCGCCAGACCGUCAGCCAGUGGCUGCAGACCCUGAGCGGCAUGUCGGCCUCUGAUGAGCUGGAUGACUCCCAGGUGCGCCAGAUGCUCUUUGACCUGGAGUCGGCCUACAACGCCUUCAACCGCUUCCUGCAUGCCUGAGGCCUCCCUGUCCCGGGGGUCUGG